CGUUUGACUACUACAAUGAUGGCCACGCCCUUUUUUACUGCAGUACAACCUGUGAUUCGUAUAAUCCUCUUAUAAUGAACAUUUCAUUACAUUAGAAACAACCUAACAACAACAACGAAGAAGAAUGUUCUUUUAACUACAGGUGUAUGCAUGCGACUUGUGUUCAGGCAUAAUUAACGCGGAUACACUUAAAACACCUUUGUAAUAUAUGUUGAGGAACGUUUGGAUGGAAGAAAGUGUUAUAAAGGGUGGAGUGCUCCUCCAAGAUGUUGUAUACAUUAUGAAAACGGCGUCAAGUUUUGAUAAAUUUCAUGAGGUCCUGAAGAUUCACAUGUUCAUUGGACUAUUUUGUUAACAAGAUGAUCACCACUAAGCGUCUUAAAAUGUUUCUGCGCUGUUCUGUGAAAAAUAUCGUAUUACUGUGUGUGUUAGUAACAGUUCUUAUCAUUGGAUCAUUGGUGACAGACAUUCCGAUGGAAAAACGUUCCGAUGAUACUUACCAUUCGGGAUCAUAUAACAUAACUUCAUCGACAGUUCGGAACGACCAUUCUACACAUUUUUCAUUAGACAAACAUUCAAAUUCAAUAAACUUCAAAAAUAUAAACCAAAAAGAUGUGUACAGUCAUCCUUAUAAGUAUAUAAACACCCCAUCAAAAACAUGCAGUCAUAAAGGAUCUAUUACGGACCCUUUUCUUUUGAUUAUUAUCAAGUCUAACGUCAGAAAUCUGGAUAACAGAAUAGCAAUUCGAUCCACAUGGGGAAACAUAUCCGAUCCAUCGGUUAAAGUUGUCUUUCUUCUAGGAUUUUCACCUUUCCUUGAACAGUUCAUCAGCAUGGAGAAAUCAAGGUAUGAUGACAUUAUACAGGAAGAUUUUCUUGAUAAUUACAAUAAUAAUACACUUAAAACUAUUAUGGGAUAUAAUUGGAGUGUCAACAACUGUAAAAACACUACAUAUUUCUUUUUUGUCGAUGAUGACUAUUUAGUGAAUGUUCGAUUUCUCUUAAAUAAUUUCCGGAAACGUUUACCGAGUAGCAUUUUUACAGGGUGUGUUUGGUAUAAUGCUAAACCGAACCGUAACGUGCACUCAAAGUGGUAUGUUUCUAAGAAGGAGUAUCCGGAUAAGCACUGGCCUCCGUAUGCUACUGGGGGCUCUAUUUUGAUGACAUAUGAUUAUGCCAAAAAAAUGAGAGAAGGAUUUAAAUUCAUUAAACCUUUAUACAUCGAUGAUGUUUACCUUGGAAUAGUUGCUAAGAAGCUGAAUAUUUCCUUGACUAAUGAUGGUCGAUUUCACCCAUAUUACACCUUAGGAAGGAUUCACAAAAUGUAUUCUAUUCAUAAUUUUCAAUCGCCCAAUAAACUUGUGGAAGAUUGGAAAAGAUUAAAAAGUAUACUUAAAGCUUAGUUUAUUGAAAGUCGAUUUUAUUAAUGGAGCUACUUCUUUGGAAAGCACAAUAAAUAGUAUUUAGCUGAUGUGAAGAAUUGUUAACAAAAUAUAUAAAAAUCCAUAGCUCAAAUUCGUCAUUUAAAUUUUUGUGAACAAUAAACGAAAUGCAUGUAACAUACUGGAGAGAUAAAACUUAUAUCACUAAACUGAAGAACUGAUGGUCCCUAAUAGGAACACAGGAUAUUGAGACAGAAUAUAUAAUGACGGAUUGGAGUGUAUCAUGCCGGAUUCUGGAAUUAUUCUGUUUAAAAAUCAUAUUUUUUGUUUCUUGUGCUAUGUUUUUUGUUGUUGUAUACAUGUUUGUUUUUAUUUUUCUUUGCCAUAAUCCAUACGAUUGUAAUUACAAUAAGAUGCGUUAACAAAAAUGAAAAAAUAAAAAUGUGUGAAACAUGAGAAAUCAUGAAAAAAAACAAAUCUGUACGAUGAAA
This is a messenger RNA of Mytilus californianus (California mussel), 1873 nucleotides long. RefSeq names its product beta-1,3-galactosyltransferase brn-like. Gene Ontology annotation, molecular function: hexosyltransferase activity; UDP-glycosyltransferase activity. NCBI's taxonomy places the organism in Eukaryota, Metazoa, Mollusca, Bivalvia, Mytilida, Mytilidae. The transcript is spliced from 2 exons. Bases 360 to 1403 code for a protein of 347 amino acids. Gene Ontology annotation, cellular component: membrane. The record is from RefSeq and is a predicted model, not a curated record.